Molecule: messenger RNA, 1332 nt
Organism: Adineta ricciae
Lineage: Eukaryota; Metazoa; Rotifera; Eurotatoria; Adinetida; Adinetidae
Source: the annotation of a GenBank genome assembly
AUGGGCUCAGCAUUUACAGCUCUUCGGGCGAUGUUCUAUCUACUUUUACCAUCGGAAACGUAUUAUGAACGGCUUGAAGAUGUGCCGGAUUAUGUUGUUCAGGCAAUUCAAUUGUUUAUUGUCUUACAAAUCUUAGAGCUUGCUAUUGCAUGGUAUCGAGGAAAAAUAAAACCGCGAUUCAACGAUACGUUCAGUUCCAUGACUGCGGGUAUCGUUUCACGUAUUCCCAGACUCUUCGUGAAAUCAAUUGAAUUAUCAUCUUAUAUAUGGGUCUACAAUAAUGUUCAUAUCUUUCCUCGACUGCCAUGGAAUUCGCCAAUCACAUAUUGGGUUACCUUUCUCGGUAUGGAUUUCGGUUAUUAUUGGUUUCAUCGUGCGGCACACGAAGUUAACCUGUUUUGGGCUUCGCAUCAAACACAUCACUCUGCUGAGAAUUAUAAUCUAUCAACUGCGCUUCGACAAGGCGUACUGCAAUCGUAUUGUUCAUGGAUAUUUUAUUUACCUUUAGCAUUGUUCGUGCCACCACAAAUAUUCUUAAUUCAUUCCCAGAUGAAUUUACUAUAUCAAUUCUGGAUUCAUACAGAUAUUAUUUCGAAUCUAGGCCCAUUCGAAUACAUAUUAAACACGCCAAGUCAUCAUCGCGUGCAUCACGGACGAAAUCCAUAUUGUAUCGACAAGAAUUAUGCGGGUGUUUUCAUUGUAUGGGAUCGUUUAUUCGGCACAUUCGCUGCUGAACGUGAGAAUGAACAAAUCGCCUAUGGUCUUAUACAUCCAAUUAGCACAUUCGAUCCAAUCGAAACUCAAUUUUGCCAUUUGAAAUAUAUAUGUCAACAAUUCUUCAAAAUCGAAGGCUGGCAAAAUAAAUUAGCGGUUCUUUGGAAGGGUCCCGGUUGGCAACCAGGGUUAUCUCGAUUAGGUAGUGAUGAUUUUCCGGCAAUAUCCUACCCGAUACAAGUUUACGAUCCGAAUGUAUCAAUUGAAUUGGGCUCCUAUACAUUUGUACAUUUUAUGUAUGCAUUAAUUCAAUACAGUGCAGUUCUUCAAGAUUCGAAGGAUUAUUCACCACUGGCUCUACUUCUCUAUUCGAUUAUUUUGCUUUUCACAUUGACGACCUUUGGGGCGAUUUAUGAUCAAAAGAAAUAUGCGCUACAUCUUGAACGUCUUCGCCUUGUAUCAAUGUUAAUUUUACCGCGGCUCAAAAUAAUUCAAUCACUCUUCCUUUUACAAACACAUAUACUCGUGCAAAUUUUUAUCGUUCUUUCAUUUUUUGCCACAUUUUUCAUAACGCCGAUCGCCCCUGAACAGAAAGAUGUCUCUAUGAAGAAUAAAUAA